Serpula lacrymans var. lacrymans S7.9 is the source of this 419-nucleotide messenger RNA. RefSeq lists its product as uncharacterized. The record is from RefSeq and is a predicted model, not a curated record. The annotation marks the transcript as partial. The transcript is spliced from 5 exons. NCBI's taxonomy places the organism in Eukaryota, Fungi, Basidiomycota, Agaricomycetes, Boletales, Serpulaceae.
CUCCAUCCUUGAUGCCAUUCAAGAUUCUAAGUGGACCUGUAUGGACAGCGAAUCACCCAGGUUGUACAAGCUUUUCUCGAUGGGACGUCUUCCCCAACCCUUGGUUACAUCGUUGGCCAGAUGUACAAGCGAGCCCAAGAGGCUCCAUACAAGCCGAACAAUCCAUCGCCUGGGCUGUCAAUCACGUAGCCCACAUCAUGCAUGACAGAUUCACCCAUAUGAUAUUGCAUGAUGCUGGGCUCCAUCUACGUGCAUGUCCUCAGCAAGAGAACACCCAACAAUGCCAUGGCCCUCAUAUCACAACACAAGUGUCUUUUGCAGCUUGUAAGACAAAGCAGCAGAAUAUAUGGCUUUAUCCUGUUAAACCAAGCCAACUUCCCAGCUCUGUGUUGAGCCCUCUAUUUUUUUGCCACCAAGGC